Messenger RNA from Neohortaea acidophila, 990 nucleotides. RefSeq names its product CDP-alcohol phosphatidyltransferase-domain-containing protein. The transcript is spliced from 4 exons. NCBI's taxonomy places the organism in Eukaryota, Fungi, Ascomycota, Dothideomycetes, Mycosphaerellales, Teratosphaeriaceae. Gene Ontology annotation, biological process: cardiolipin biosynthetic process. The coding region runs from base 1 to 990 and encodes 329 amino acids. Gene Ontology annotation, cellular component: mitochondrion; membrane. Gene Ontology annotation, molecular function: cardiolipin synthase activity. The record is from RefSeq and is a predicted model, not a curated record.
AUGCUUAACGUUCCGCGACGGCUUUACUCGGAAGGUGUUCAGAAGCAACGAGAUGAGCCCGCCGCCGGCAAUGAGCCUUCACAUACAAAAGACACUCCUGGUCGCCCGAUUACAAAGAACAUCGAAGCCGCGCGGGAAAGCACACGGGUAGUGCGGGAGAAGGUCCUCUCCGCCCUUCCCAACCUCUCGCCCCACGAAAACAUCUACAAUCUACCCAACUUCCUCACCGUCUCAAGACUCAUCGCCGCUCCCGCAACAGCCUAUCUUCUCCUCCAUGACCACCACAAAUGGGCGUUGGCCCUAUUCGCCUAUGCCGGUAUCACUGACCUGGUAGACGGCUGGAUAGCGCGGAAGUGGAAGCUGCAGACUGUGGCGGGAAGCGUAAUAGAUCCCAUGGCCGACAAGGCUCUGAUGAUCAUCCUCACCGUCACCCUUGCCGUCAAGGGCGCCAUACCUCUCUCCCUCGCCACCCUCAUCCUAGGCCGCGACGCCUCCCUCGCCCUCGCCGCAAUCUACUACCGCUACGCCUCCCUCCCCGCCCCCAAAACCCUCCAACGCUACUGGGAUUUCUCCCUCCCCUCCGCCGAAGUGCACCCCACCACCGUCUCGAAGUACAACACCUUCCUGCAACUCAUCCUCAUAGGCUCCACCCUCACUCUCCCCGUCAUCACAAGCGGAGGCGAGUACGCAAGUCUGUUGCAGCACCUCGGCGGCAGCGACGAGAUGCUGCGCACCGGGAUGACGGCUUUCCAGUGUCUGGUUGCUGGCACGACGGCGUGGAGUGGGUUGAGUUAUGCUUUUUUGAAGAAUGCUGUUACGAUUUUGGGAGAGAAUGAGGAGUUGAAGGCGAAGCAGGGGGCGAGGGGACGGGCGAUUAUCGGGGUUACUUUUGGGGGGGUUGUUGCUUAUGCUGUCUGGCUUGCUUUGACUCAUGAUGCUGAGGGGGCGAGUGAGAGUGAUCAAAUCGGGACUGCAAAGGAUGAUCGGUGA